AUGAUUCUUGCACAGCGUGGUGAUAAAUCCUUUCCAAUCAUGCUAUGCUUAUGCAGUGGACGAUCACAACCAUUAUUUUCCGCAAUUUUUGGCUUUCUUCAACAGCAGGGACCAACAUUAUGCAACAAUAUUGACACAAUUGUUUCAUCUUUAGAGAAAGAACUGAUCUCCUCCAUCAGAGAAAGUUUUCCAUUAAAAAAUGUCAGAUAUGACUGGAAAAAUGUAGUUAAGAGUUCAAGCUCUUACAAUGAUGCAUUAAAGUUCUCAUGGGCACUACUAUUGGUUCCUAUAAGUCUUCGAGAAGAAGCUUUUAAGAAAAUUUUGGAAGAAGCUGAAAAAAUUGAAGAUGCUUAUAAAGAGAUGCCAAACUAUUUAAGAUAUCUACAGAGAUUGGACAGAAUUUUAAAAAGUUCCGGACCAAUAAGAGUGAUAAAUAUCACAGGAACUUUCGCUCAAGACUUGAUCGAGCAGUGUGGAACUGGGGACCUAUCGAUAUUUACAUUAUUAUCGACAAUGAAAAGUGCUCUGCAAAACGGGUCACUGCUUUUAAAAUCUACUCAGUCUAGUACUCCAGUGAUUGAUCAUUUCUCAAAUCAGCACAUAAUCGAAACAGGACAAAUAACAAUCGAAACUUUCUUGAUCGAAGUGAUAGAGCCAUAUAUGAACGAGCUAAUUUCACAAAUUAAAUCGAGUCAAAAGUCCGAUAUUAAGUCACCAGUUUUCAAAGAGAUCGAGGAUCCUAAAAGAGUCAAAGAUGAACGCAAUAGGUAUCGAACUUCGAAUGAGAUACAACCGGUAAAUGUGAACAGAAUUGAUUCCUUUCGUAAGACAACCAGCGCUACAACAAAAGGUAUUGGAACAUUUGGGAUGACCCAGCAGCAGUCAUUACCGGCUUUUCAAGCGCGAAAAACCGUGCUGCGUCAAUCGAAUAAAGAUUUAACACCGUCUGUAGAUUACCUUGGACCACGAAGUACAUUCACAAGACUGAGAUUAAAUAAUCCUUGUGCUACGGCUACGUAUGUUCCUAGUAGUUUAAAACACUCUACACCGCAAAAAAAACCAGUUGGCGCUAAUCCUACUCUAGGGUUUUCAUUGGAGAGCGCAGGUACAGAUUAUUGUCGUGACCAGGAAUGCGAUCGUGAAUUUGAAAGAACACGUCGAAGCCUCGGAACUAUUGGUGAAGAUGAGUUCCCUGAUUAUCGACAUGAACUGAAAUUCAAAUCACGUUUUCCACAAUUACGAAAUAAUGAAGAUCCAACUUGGAAUGUAAACACCACCAGCACUGGAAUGAAAAGUUUUGGCACCUUUGGGAAGACCCAGCAGCAGUCGUCACCGGCUUUUCAAGCGCGAAAAACCGUGCUGCGUCAAUCGAAUGAUUAUCUAACACCGUCUGUAGAUUACUCUGGACUACGAAGUACAUCCACAAGACGGAGACUUAAUAUGUCUUGUGCUACGGCUACGUAUGUUCCUAGUAGUUCAAGAGACUCGACACCGCAUAAAAAAUCAGUUUCCGUUAAUCCUACUCUAGGGUUUUCAUUGGAGAGCGCAAGUACAGAUUUUCGUCUGGACCAGGAAUCCGAUCGAGAAUCACGUCGAACAUUGACUAGAUAUACGGAUGCAGAAUACCUUGAAGAUUCGCUUAUAAUUGGAUCUCUGGACACUGACGCUGGAGCGAAUAUUGACGUGGUAGAUAUCCAUGAAAGUCCCUCAUCUGACAACGACGACGUCGCACAUUCGAUUCCAAGGUUGCUAACAACUCCGAAUUCUGAAGUUUUACCUUCACCGAUAGAAUUUUCUACGGUUAAUGUGGUUGCAGAGGUAAUCGAAAAUCCGCUUCACAACGAAUCUACUGGCAGAGGAGAUGGAGGGUUAUCGACUGCUCCAGUUAAUUCCAGAUCGCUGCCAAUAUCAAGUCCUGAAGUUCAACCUCCAGCUGAAGAAUUUUCUACGAGCAAUGUGGUUGCAGAGGUAAUCGAGGAUCCUCUUUUAAACGAAUCUGCUGGCAGAGGAGAAGAAGAGUCUCCUUCAGGUAAUGCGGCGCCAGAUAUACUUGAGGAUACCCUUCGUCUCGGAUCUGAUGACAGUGAUAAUGAAGAUAAUCCUGGAAAUUCAGGGACUGCCACCGCGCGACCUUCUGAAAAUGACAUUAUCGUCAUUGAUUCAUAUAGUGAACAAGAUGAUGAUGAAAACCAGCGCUGCUGCUGCUGUCGAGUAAAUCGAGCGUACUUAGUUGCUUACAAAGCACUGAGCAGA
Cotesia congregata is the source of this 2253-nucleotide messenger RNA. The record is from the annotation of a GenBank genome assembly. NCBI's taxonomy places the organism in Eukaryota, Metazoa, Arthropoda, Insecta, Hymenoptera, Braconidae.